CUUUUAGGGUGUGGCUCUCCCUUGUGCUGUAUCAAUGGUAUCAGAGCAUGGCAGCUGAUCGUCCUAUGGAUCCUCAAUCCUCGUUGCAUGAAACAGAUGAUGUGGUCACCGCAAUCCAACACCUUGCUCUUGAGAUUCGGAACACACGGCAGGAAUACAAGGAGGUUUCUCAACGAGUGGAGCAAGUUUACUCGCUCUUGGAGUCCAAACCCUGGGAAACCGCGUCGGGCAAAGGCAUACUGGGCACCCCUCCGCCUACCGGCCGUCGGCCGGUCAUACCACAUCUCGUGCAUGAGUCGUUCGAACGUUCUACGUCCCCUGAUCAUCAUCGGCCAAAGGUGCGAUUGGAUGCUCCCAAGUUUAAUGGCACAGAUCCGGGUGGGUGGAUCUAUCGGGUUCAAUCUUACUUUGAUUACUUUGAAACCCCGGAGGACACGCGGUUGCGCCUGGUGGGGCUGUUAUUUGAGAGUCCCGCGUCGGAAUGGUUCUUGUAUCAGCAUAACAACAAUUGUUUGCAGUCUUGGGGCGAUUUCUUGACGGCCGUCAAGGAACGCUUUGAUCCAAACCAUUAUGAAGAUUAUUUGGGUCUUCUUUCUAAAUUGCAGCAGCGUACCACAGUUUUGGCAUAUCAGACGGAGUUCGAGCGGGGGUUGAAUAAGGUCAGUGGGGUUUCCGAAGCAACCUUGGUUUCUAUUUUUAUCUCCGGCUUGAAGGCCCCUCUACGUCGUGAGGUUACCUUGCGCGGGCCUACCACGCUCGGUCAGACGUUCGCCUUGGCCCGGGAACUGGCCACAAACUACAUGGAUACUAUCUCAUCUCUUGCCGGCGGCAUACGACGCACGGUCACACGCCCCUCCGUGCAUGCACUGCCCAUUCGUCGCUUAACCCCUACGGAGCGCGAGGAGCGUUCGGCGAAAGGGCUGUGUUGGAAUUGCGACGAGAAGUACGUUCCUGGCCACCGUUGUAAACACCGUUUCCUUGCAUUAUUGGGUACUGAUGAUGAUGAAGUCGUUUCAGCCUUGGACAGUGAUGUCCCUGUGGUGACCGCGGAUGUGUCCAGCCUCCAUACUAUGGCCGGCGCCAACCAUCCUCGUGCUUUAAAUUUGUUGGGGUCAAUUGCCGGUUAUUCGGUCCGUGUUUUGGUGGACGGGGGAAGUACACAUAACUUCAUCCACCCUCAUGUGGUUGAACGCCUUCGGUUACCAAUCACACCUGUCCGUUCCUUUCGGGUGUACGUGGGGAAUGGGGAGUCCUUGCCAUGCGACCAGCAGUGUUCACAAGUUCAGUUGCUGAUUCAAGGGUGUUCCAUUCCCGUGGAUCUUUAUGUUCUUAAAAUCCAUGGCCCGGACGUUGUUCUUGGCGUCCAAUGGUUGCAGGGCCUUGGGAAGAUCGCCCAAGAUUACGGGGCGUUGACGAUGGAGUUUCACAUGGGCGACAAAAGGGUGCUUUUGCAAGGAAUGGACCAGGCUCCUCGGGCAGUUUCACUUCACACGCUCCAGGCCUUAUACUCCAGCGGGUCUGUUUCGGCCGGAUAUGAGGUAUACUUGAUGCAUGCAGAGGCAGUUACAUCGGCUUCAGUGCUGGACCAGCUACCAUCGGACCUUCCUCCCUCGAUCCGCCAGCACGAGAACAACACCAUGCCAGACCUUCAACAACACCAUGCCGCGGCUGCCGAAGGAACUUUAACAGCGCCGUACUCCAUCCAUGGCGGGCUGGUGUAUUANCCAAGUGCUGGCCACCCCGGCGUUGAUCGCACGUUUCGGCGUCUCGCCGAAGUCUUCCACUGGCCGGGAAUGCGGAAGGAUGUCCGACAGUUUGUUCGGGCGUGUGUGACCUGCCAAGCCACGAAGGCCUCAACGCAGAAGAGUGGGGGGCUGCUUCAACCGUUACCGGUACCCGUUCAUGUCUGGGAUGAUAUCACUAUGGACUUCAUCGUUGGUCUUCCCCCCUCUCGUGGAUACACCACUGUGAUGGUUGUUGUGGAUAGGCUUUCCAAAUACAGUCACUUUGGGGCCUUGCCAGCGGUGUUUGAUGCGCCGAAAGCAGCAACGUUAUUUGUUGAUUUGAUUGUACGGCUUCAUGGACUUCCUAAAUCGAUCAUCUCCGAUCGUGACCCCGUAUUUAUGAGCAACUUCUGGACAUCCCUUUUCACUUUGAGUGGCACCACAUUGAAGCGUAAACUGGCGUUGAACAGUACAUACCAUGAAGGCAUCAAAAUGUCUCCAUUCAAGGCCUUGUAUGGCCGUGACCCACCACCCCUACUGCCGUACACUACAGGCUCGAGCAACGUGCAGAAGGUGGACGAUUUGUUAACGGAGCGACGGGAACUCCUUCGGAUGCUCAAACAGAAUUUAAUCAGUAUGCAGCAACGCAUGUGUGUGGCGGCUAAUAAACACCGCCGGGAGGUCACAUUCUCUGUCGGCGAUCGUGUUUUGCUCCGUUUGCAACCCCACAGGCAGUUCUCCGUGUCCAAGCCGCUGUCUGCCAAGUUAGGUCGCCGUUACUAUGGGCCCUUCGAGAUUUUGGAGCGCAUAGGACCUGUUGCGUACAAAUUGAGACUGCCGGAGGGUGCUCGCGUCCAUGAUACCUUCCACGUGUCCCUUCUUCGGCCGUUCAUCGACGGAGGUUCUCCACUGCCUGUGCAUCCGUUACCCACUGCUUUCCAUGAGGGGGCACCCAUUUCCACCCCUGUUCGGGCCGUUAAGACACGUACUAUACUUGUUCGGGGGGAACCACAGGAGCAAUGGUUGGUCGAGUGGUCGGACGGAGAUUUGAGUAACGCUUCCUGGGAACCCGUUGGAACACUCAUGCAGCGGUACCCGAGUUUGGUCCUUGAGGACAAGGACGUUCUUGGAGCGGCAGACAUAGUGCUUCGUGGAUAUACCCAUUGGAACUCGCGACAUGCUCUUCAAGUUUUGCAUGAAAUUUUUCCAAAGAAUGCAGAUGUACAACCUUCUUUGGUGAUUGUUUAUUUUGGUGGCAAUGAUUCAAAACGACCUGGCCUUAACGAGCAUGUCCCGCUUUCUGAAUAUGUUGAAAAUAUGAGAAAGAUUGCUUCUCAUCUCAAGAGCCUGUCAAACAAGACACGGAUAAUCUUUUUAACCUGCCCUCCCGUGAACGAGGCACAAAUUCUUGAAGUUUUUGGUGACAUUGGCCGAUCAAACAAGUUGAGCCAAAAAUAUUCAGACGCUUGUGUGGACUUGUGCAAAGAGUUUGAUGACGUGAAGGCAAUAGAUUUAUGGACAGCACUUCAGCAAAAGGAGGAUUGGCUGACUACUUGCUUUACGGAUGGAAUCCAUUUAACCUCAGAGGGAAGCAAGAUUGUGGUGAAGGAAAUACUGAAGGUGCUGAAGGAGGCUGAAUGGGAACCCAGUCUGCAUUGGAAGUCAUUACCCACUGAAUUUUCUGAAGUCUUCCCAACCAUCGUUUCGGUUCGGGAUGGGACAACUGCAAACGUCUCCGACUUUGUAUUCAAGUGGCAAACACAGUGGGAUUAGAUGGUUUAUGCUCAACUACCCAUAUGGUUCAGAAUUGCUCAUUCUGGAAACCUUGUAAUUAUGCACUGCAAUUUAACUCCCUUUUGAAAACUCAACCAAUCUGCUGUAGUUUGGGAGGCUUCUUUUGUAACCAAUCCCUUUUGACAAAAUAAAAUAUACUUGUCACU
Molecule: messenger RNA, 3664 nt
Organism: Cuscuta campestris
Lineage: Eukaryota; Viridiplantae; Streptophyta; Magnoliopsida; Solanales; Convolvulaceae
Source: the annotation of a GenBank genome assembly